GGAAUCAGAUCCGAUUCGAUCCGAUCCGUGUGGGAGCCCUAAUGAAAGACGAUAGUCGAUAGAUCUUAGAAAAGAGCCCUUCUCUUUGAGAAAGAGAGGGAGAGAGAGAGAGAGAGAGCGGGAGGAGGUCUUGGUGCUUAGUGUUCGAGUUCGACUACUUUCCCCAAGCUACUCGAGGUCAGAAUGGUCAAGCGUGAGCUUUCCAGCACGUUGAAGAACUUGAAGUUCAUGCAAAGGGCAGCUCAAAAAGAGGAGAAAUCUAAGAAAGAAGAAGAGCUCCAACCCAAUAGUGACUUUGUUUCGCCUGGUUUUCAGAAUAGAAAAUGCAUAGUCAUAAUGGAAGGGGAUCCCCAUCCGGGGGCACUGAAAGGGCGGAUGUCAUUUCAAAGUUUUAAUCCUUCCAUUGAUAAAGUGAAUGAAGAGGCAGCAAGUCUUUGUCAACCAAAAGCAUUUGCCACAAAUUCUGUCAAUCAAAAUGGAGGAGCUUAUCCCAGAGAAAAUGAGUCUUCAGCAACCAUGACAGAGUCCUCAAAUGUAGCUAGACCUGACAGUGAUUGUGAUGGAGAUCAUAAAAGAAAACAGCCAUAUAUAAAGACUGAAUCACAAUAUCCUGGUGAAUCACAAAGAAACAUAAUUAGCCUGGGUGAUCAACGUCCAUCACCAAGAAACAGUAAAGCCUCCUAUAAGAAACAGAAGCAUGAAAAGUUGGACUGGAGUGUUCUAAGACCACCAAAAGCUCAGAACAAGAGGGGAUGAACAACAUCGGGUGAAUAUUUUUCAUUGUUGUGUGAUUUUAUUGUUCUAUUUACUUUGAGCUUCUAAUACAUAGUUUAAAACCGUAGAUGUGGUAUGUAACUCGGUGCAUCCUUUCAAUAGUACUUCAUUUUAACUUUCUUAUCUUUAACAAGUAUUUUGAAAAUUUUUAGUCAGGUUUUCCCCUA
Nelumbo nucifera (sacred lotus) is the source of this 941-nucleotide messenger RNA. RefSeq lists its product as uncharacterized. The record is from RefSeq and is a predicted model, not a curated record. Gene Ontology annotation, biological process: maturation of 5.8S rRNA. NCBI's taxonomy places the organism in Eukaryota, Viridiplantae, Streptophyta, Magnoliopsida, Proteales, Nelumbonaceae.